Messenger RNA from Elaeis guineensis (African oil palm), 1653 nucleotides. Its product is annotated as omega-hydroxypalmitate O-feruloyl transferase. Gene Ontology annotation, molecular function: acyltransferase activity, transferring groups other than amino-acyl groups. The record is from RefSeq and is a predicted model, not a curated record. Lineage: Eukaryota; Viridiplantae; Streptophyta; Magnoliopsida; Arecales; Arecaceae.
UAAAUAUCUCUUCUUUCUAUCAACUGGGUUCUAGGACUUCCAAUCAUAGUCUUCAUAUAUCAAGAGAUGGUUUCAUUGCUUGGGGAGACCGUUGCCAAAGAGAAUGCUAAUGGGAUUGUGUUUGAACUGAGUGUCAAGCAAGGAGAGCCAACACUAGUGCCCCCAGCAAAGGAGACAGAGAAAGGCCUCUACUUCCUCUCCAACCUUGAUCAGAAUAUCGCAGUGAUAGUUCAGACAAUUUACUGCUUCAGAGCAGAGGAUAGAGGGAAUGAGGGAGCUGCUGUGGCGAUAAAGGAGGCCUUAUCCAAGGUUUUAGUUCAUUACCACCCUCUUGCAGGAAGGCUGACAAUAUGUUCUGAAGGGAAGCUCAUUGUGGAUUGUACGGGAGAAGGUGCGGUUUUUGUCGAGGCUGAGGCUGACUGCAGGUUGGAAGACAUUGGAGACAUUGCAAAGCCCGAUCCUUCGAUGCUUGGCAAGCUUGUUUACAAUAUUCCUGGUGCCAAGAACAUACUGGAGAUACCUCCUCUGGUAGCUCAGGUGACCAAGUUCCAAUGUGGGGGUUUCAUCCUUGGGCUAGCAAUGAACCACUGCAUGUUUGAUGGUCUUGGAGCCAUGGAGUUUGUCAACUCAUGGGGCGAAAUAGCCCGAGGCCUUCCACUUUCAGUACCACCAUUCCUAGACCGAACAAUACUGAAAUCUCGAAGCCCUCCCAUCAUCGACUUCCCUCACUAUGAAUUCAAGGAGAUAGAAGACUCAUUGGAAUGCACUGCCCUGUAUCAAGAAGAGAUGAUCUACCGGUCCUUCUACUUCGACACUGACAAACUUGAGCAGCUCAAGGAAUUAGCUAUGCAAGAUGGAGCUCUUGACAAGUGCACCACUUUCGAAGCUCUUUCAGCAUUCGUUUGGAGAGCUCGAACAAAGGCGUUGCGGCUUCAGCCAAAUCAACAGACCAAGCUCCUCUUUGCAGUCGACGGGCGGUCUAGAUUCAAUCCACCACUACCCAAGGGCUACUUUGGCAAUGGAAUAGUGUUAACCAACUCUUUAUGUAAUGCAGAUGACCUUCUUGGGAGCCCUCUCUCAUUUGCUGUUGGGUUAGUUCAGAAGGCUGUUAAGAUGGUCACUGAUUCUUACAUGAGAUCGGCUAUGGAUUAUUUCGAAGCGACAAGAGUUAGACCUUCUCUAAGUGCAACUCUUCUGAUAACUACUUGGUCUAGGCUUGCUUUCCACAACACAGACUUUGGCUGGGGUGAGCCUCUGCAGUCCGGGCCUGUGGCUUUGCCAGAGAAGGAGGUGAUCUUAUUCUUGUCUCAUGGAAAGGAUAGGAGGAACAUAAAUGUUCUUCUUGGGCUGCCCACUUCAGCAAUGCUAACAUUUCAACAGCUAAUGGAUAUUUAGAAACAGUUUUUAACUUUGUGUCGGUAUCUUUAGAUUUGUUUUGGUAUGUCUAAGUCUCAAGGUUCUGCAAGGCAGCAAUUUCUUCAAUAUCCGUAUUUAUGUUUUCAUAUUAUAAUUAUUUAAAAGAUGUCUGAAAGUAACAAUAGAAGCCAAAGUUGGGACUUUGGCUUUAUGUUUCUUAAUUGUGUUUCUGGAAAUUAUAUUUUGUGAACUGAAAAAAAUGUUAUGAAACCAGAUCUGGUGUUCCAUUCUUAUUCA